GCCACCCCUCCAAUCGUUUGAAAGCACAACCACUCGACUUUGCUUUGGACGUGGGCGAUACCAAAACACAACGUACCUCAUGUUUGCGUGCUUAUUUACAAUAUUCAAAAACACUGACUGAAAACUAACGGCUUACAUUAUUUAUUAGCAGAUAAUAGUGUUCUGUGAAUAACAGUGACAUUCGGUGAAAAUAUCGGAUUGGAUUGUGUUUUGAAAAUUUAUUUUUUUGGAUUUUCGUGAAAAUGACGGCCUCUACGAUGAUUGAACUGGAAUCCUGGAUUAUCUACCAGUGUGUCCUGAACGAGUGCCAUGUGUCUAGCUGAGCUGUCGUCGAUUCUCGUUUAACCUCCACGAAGUUUACUUUUGACUUGUCUCCAUGGUUUCUACCUCAAUGGAGGGCGGCGCGUGGUGCGCCCGCGACAUCUCGCUGCGCGCGCAGAAGAAGUUCCUCUCGCGCGUCGGCGGCUCCGCCAGCGCGCGCGCACUUGUGCUAGACGAGCACGCCGCCAAGCUGCUCGACCAGUUCCUCUGCGUACUCCGGUCCCGAGUGGAGAAGCGCGAAGCUGAAAAGAUGGUGAAGCACGUGAUCAAAGCGGCGGUCAAACUCGGCGUGCUGCGGCGGCACUCGCAGCUUCUGUCGGCUGACGAACGCGCGCUCGACGCCUUCCGUUCCAAGUUCCACACUGUGCUGAUGGCAGUGGUAUCGUUCUGCGAAGUGGAGUUCUCCUACGAUCGUGAAUUCCUUCAGGACGCUCUUCGCGAGUCGCAUCAAUCACUAAAGUCAGUGGUAGAACGCCACCUCUCGGACAAGUCCGUGUCCCGCCUCGCGGGGGUAUUCGCGCUCGUCUCCCGCGCCGACCUCCUCGACUCUCUCUUCGCCGGGCAAAUCGACGCCGACGUGCUCAAGCUGGCCCGCAUGCUGCGCAAGGAGCUCGACCGCGGCCUCCUAUAAUCCACCCGUCCAAAGGUCUGUGUCCAAUCUCUAGCGGGAAUAACCCCCGAAUCAAGGAUAUAUCGGGACUGACAAUCCCAUACAAAAAACGUGUACCUCUUAAAUGGAUAAAUGACUAGAUGAUGCUAUAUCACAGCCUGGAAGUGGCAAAAAAUCAUUUUCACCAAUAAUUUUGCGUGUUUUUUAACAACAAAUAUCAUUAAUAGCAUUCAAUGCACAUUUAAAUUUUGUAGGCCUGUUCAACGUAGUUAAUGAUAGGUGGCGCUGAAAAAUGGAGGUACGAUGCUUAGUAUGAAGGUUGUCAAUCCUUUAAAUCAUCCUUGCCCCGAAUCGACGUGGGACGUUAUCCUCACAAAUGGGGACUUUUCUAUGUGACGAAUUUUUUGCACUGUAGGAGGAGUUCUCGGUAGAUAGUUCUUUAACACUUUUCUUAAAGAUGUCACGGUAGGACGGGGAAGCCGAAUUGGUGUCGAGAACCAAUGUUUAGCGGCUUCGCAUGACAUUGCCACGAAUAGAUCUUGCUUGAGCCUAAUCUCACUAUUUAUAUGUUAUUUUUACACGUUUUUAAUUUUUGUACCGCUUGAAUUAUAAGUAUAAAACUCCCGUGAGACUCAGACAUAUUUAAAAAUAUUUUAAGCGGGUUACUCACGUCUUAAGUCUAAGCUCCUCGGAAAUGGAGCGAAACAUGUCGAGCGUUAUAUCGACUUAAUACGUGAGGAACCCGCUUGAAAUAAUUUUAAAUACGGCUUAAUUAAGUGUAAUUUUGAGCGAAAAUGUAUAGUAAUAUUGAACUACUGAUAAUUUUUUGCCAUAAAUUGUCUUGUCAACAUCGAAUAUUGGGAAGAAAUUAUGAGUGCAUUUUUACUGCAAAACAUGAAUACUCAUAAAAUAUUAAGUCUCAUUGGUAAAAAGCUAUGCGCAAAAUAAUUUUCUUCCGAUUACAUUUAUGCAAUAUUUUUAAAUAAUUGAAAUCCGUAUUAGAUUAUGCAUAUUAAACAUAUCUUUUAGAUAAGUAAAUGUAUAAAUUCUGCUGGCGAUUUCAAUGAAUCAUGUCUCAUGUAAGACAAAUUAAUGGAGGAAUAUGAAUAUAUAAUUUUUUUGCUGAGCAAAAAUUAGCCUACAAUUUUAUUUAAUCCAAAUUUGUGUAACGAAAACAUUUCACUCAUUUCACGUGCAUUUCGUUACACAAAGGAAAAAGACUUUUUUUAUUCAAGGCUUGCCGUCUCGUUUGCCAGUAUUCUACAUGACGUAGUUAUAAGUUUAUAAAAUGACAUUAAUAAUAGGAAUAAUUGUUUUGAUUGCUAUAAUUUAUUAGUUUUAUGUUGUGAAGUCGGUCUGUUGAAUGGUUUAAUGUUAGGUAAUUAAGGUUAGAAUGCAUUUAAUAGCUGUACCUAAAUGUGAUUUCAAUGUUUAUCGGCGUUAUUUUAUCGGAUUUAUGUUAGACUAUAAGAAGGGAGCUCCUACCAUGAGUUUCUGACGUUUUAGAAUACGUUACUCGAGAGCAUAAAUGUCAAGAAUAUGUAAUUUUUGAAAAAAAAAAUAUGUAAUUUUUAUUUUUUUAUGUAAAAAAAAAAGUAAUUUUUGAUUCGAGACUUCUGUUGCAUGAUGUGUCUGUUGAUGCAACUGGCCCUAAGUAACCGUUUGCGGACGCUGUUCGCCUUCUUAGGAAACGUACCCAAACUACGCGACACGUUUAGGGGGAGGGGGGUCGUCAAAAUACUACCCUUGGUCACAGAGGGGGAGGGGGGGUCUAAUUUCUUGUCACGUAACCAGUGGAAUAUUGGCCUAGCCGUGGCCAGCACUGGGACGCAUAUAUAUGCUGGUGAUGAGUCUUGUGAGUGGGGAGUCUUGGCAUAUACUACGCUUGGUCACCCAGGGGGGGCAAAAAACGGCACAAAUAUGGUCACGUAGUUUGGGCAUGUUGCCUUAUAACGAUUGUGUUUUUCCGUGACGUUUAUGUUAUCAAGUAACGUGUUAAAACUCACGGUAGUCAUACAGUUACCAACAAGCCUAAAACAUGACAUAAACUGAACUGAUCUAACGAAAUUGUCUUAGUUGGUUGAAAAUAAUCUAAGUGUAUAUUUUAAUUUAAUAACAAUACCCAAUUUUAAAACUUUAAUAGCGACAUAAUUGUAAUGUUAAAUACAAAUUGUCCAAAUAACAAUAUUUCGAUAUUAUCUACUGUACGUAUUAAAAUAUAUCGAUCAUUUUAUCCAUAGCUGUGUGUACGAUAUACUCUCUAUAUCAACUGUAUUGGACCAAAACUAUAUCGCCACGCAGUCAACAUAUCUGAUAUAACAGUCAUAUCUCAUUUUGUAUUAGCAAUAAUAAUUUAAACUUUUUGUAAUCGAAAUUAUUUCGGUUGCGUAUUUUUAUGGGAUUAUAUUGUUAUAUUUUUGUAUACUAAGAAGUUACAAUAGGACAUAAAGACGAUAACUCAUACAACUAACUGACAAAGCUUAGAAACACGAACGUAGGCCAUAAUUUUUAUUAUAUUUAUGU
Messenger RNA from Leguminivora glycinivorella, 3454 nucleotides. It is a transcript of the gene sigmar, whose product is annotated as tumor necrosis factor alpha-induced protein 8-like protein. The transcript has 6 exons. Gene Ontology annotation, cellular component: cytoplasm. The record is from RefSeq and is a predicted model, not a curated record. The coding region runs from base 377 to 952 and encodes 191 amino acids. Lineage: Eukaryota; Metazoa; Arthropoda; Insecta; Lepidoptera; Tortricidae. Gene Ontology annotation, biological process: regulation of apoptotic process.